UAAGAGGGCAGCAAUGGCUGAUGAGUCUCCUCGUCCACUACGACCUCCCAUUAAUCUCAAAGCUAGAAUACAGAAGUAUCAACAUGCAACUGGUACAGAUCCUUCCACUGAUGUUACUGGCGGAACCGAGGAGGCAUCACAGUCAAAGACAUUCAAUGAUUUAAGAAGUAUGACUCUAGUUGGUGAAGAUGGCUGGGUAAUGGCGUCUGACGGGCGAUCAAAGCGAGAAAUAUCUCCUAUUCUCCCACCCAAACCUCCCUCACGAAAGAAGAAGAUAACAGUUGAGCCAACAGACGCGGAUCAGUCUUCCUCAGUCAAACCUUCUGUCUCUCCCUCUGCAACCCCACCAUCUUCUAUCAAGGGGCAACAGAAUAAAUCAGAUAAAUUGAAGUCAACAGAUUUAUUCAUCUUACCUGGUUCUAGUCCUGACACAGCUGCUUCUCAUCCUCCUAGACGGUCUCUCUCCUCUAAAAAUGUUCCUCCACGUCCACCACCUCCAUCGAUGAAGCCAACACGUAGAGUUAAUCCAGAUGAUUCCUUACCUGUUACUAAUACAACUAGUUACAGCAAUACUAUUACUGCACCUCCAAUCCCAACAGCAAAUUCCAUUGACACGACAAAGAGACCAUCUGAUUUUGGUGAUGGAUCUGUUCCUAGGGACAGGAAAAGCUCAGGGGCUGAUACAAAGAGUUCUGAAGAGACUUCUUCCCUUUCAGAUUCAGUAGAAGAAGCUACUACACCAAAACCAUCUAUUACACGUCAACCAGCAACUGGAAGCAUAAGGUCAUCAUUCUUUGGUAGGUUUGGUUCAAGGCCUUCUGUAACCACACCAACUGAAAAUGUGAAUUUUGAGAAUUCAAUAGAGCUUGAAGAGUCAUUUGAUGUUAUACCAGAUCGUACUGUUAAUCUUGAAGAUAUGGUCGUUAAAAUGAAAGAAAAAGAUGCAAAGCUACAUGAUGCAAAUAUUUAUGAAGUAGUACAAGCUGUUGCUCGUGAAGUGCCCCAUUGUGCAUCCACUAGGGACCUUCCUCCUUUUAUUUCUGAUUUUUCUACUGCACCGAGGGAAAAAGUUCUUCAUGAAUUGUAUACCACGGAAUACAAUUACGUAAAGCAACUUGAGAUGGUGGUUGAGGUUUUCAAGCCCCAGUUAAGUCCAUUAAUAGGAGAAGAUGCUAGUAAAGUGUUUGCUAAUGUUGAUGAUAUCUUAGCAUUCAAUCGUGGCCUAUUAGCAUUAUUGCAUACUAGAUUUAAGGAUUGGGAUCCUGAUAAAGAAUGCAUUGGAGAUAUCUUUCUAGGCAUGUUUACUCAAACUCAUAAGAGUAUGUAUGCUAUAUACUGCAGCAAUUAUGAUAAUGCUGAAGCAGUUGUCCUAAAGUUGCGUAAAAGAAAAGAUGUUGAGAGCCAAUUAUUAGUUUGUCAAAGUGAUCCUCGUGUUCAGGCUGGACUUACACUACCCAUGUUUUUAAUCACUCCCGUUCAAAGGAUUCCCCGUUAUAUAUUACUCAUGAAAGAUUUGAUAAAAAGGACUGAUAAGGAUCAUCCUGACUAUCAUCAGUUGACACAAGCCCUUGACAAAAUGGGAAAAUUGGCUGAUUAUAUUGACCUUCAGAUUCAAGAAACACAGUCUAAAAAAAGAUUAUUGCAACUCAAAAACAAAGUUCAGGGUCUCUCUGAUUUAGAACAACCUAAUCGCUCACUAGUCAAAGAAGGACAAGUAUAUCUUCAGAAUAUCAAAAAACUUUAUCAGUGCAUUCUAUUUAAUGAUGUGCUUGUGUUUGCACUGGGGGACCGUAGACAGAGCACCGUUGAACUUGAACUUAGUCUGGAAGCAUUGUGGGUUGAAGAUCUCGAAGACAGGGACCCACAAACAAGUAGUGAAGAUGCUAUUGAAAUUUAUACUCCUCAACGACCAUACAGAAUAUAUGUGAGAAGCAACUCUGAGAAAAAACUGUGGCUACCUAAAAUUAGGGAAACAAUUCAUCAGCAUUUGUUAGCUGCCAGUCAGUUGCAUGAUACUGAUUCAACUUCUCGCAGAGCCAACUUUGUUUAUCAAGACCAAAGGUCAUACAAUGGUGACUUCAAUGAUGCUUUGCGUCAUGGAAAAGGAACAAUGCUGUGGCCUAAUCACUCGCAGUACAUUGGUGACUGGAUUGAGGAUGAAAGGUGUGGCAAAGGUGAAUUUCGAUACAAUACCGGGGAUAAGUAUGAGGGACAAUGGAAAGAAGACAAACAAAAUGGUGAAGGGUCUCUUGAAUAUUCUACUGGUGAUGUAUACACAGGCUCAUGGAAAGAUGGAUUAAGACAAGGAAAAGGAAAGAUACUUUAUAGUAAUGGAGAUUCCUUUCAUGGUACAUUUACUUCUGGUCAUAUUGAUGGUAGAGGCUCUUUGAAAUGCAAGAAUGGUGUUGAAUAUACUGGGGAAUGGAAGACCUCUCAUCGUCAUGGCAAGGGCACCCUAACAACAUUAACAGGUAAUACAUACACUGGAGAGUUUCGUCACAAUCAGAUACACGGCAAUGGUAGAAUGCAAUAUAAUAAUGGAGACAACUAUGAAGGUGGAUGGAAGAAUGGAAUGCGUCAAGGUAAUGGUACUUUCACUAGCAAAAUACUAGGCAGGUAUGAAGGUUCUUGGGAUAGAGAUUUACGUCAUGGAAAGGGAAUUCUGAAGUAUAAAAAUGGAGACUUGUAUGAUGGUUUCUGGGAGCAUAAUAGACGUCAUGGGAAAGGAACACUAAUAUUAGUCACUGGUGAGAGUUAUACUGGUGAGUUUCGGAAUAACUUGAAAAAUGGACAAGGAGAGAUGAAUUAUACUUCAAAAAUGAAAUACAAAGGACAAUGGCUCAAUGAUUUGCGCCAUGGUACUGGUCAAAUGAUUUAUGAAGAUGAAUCUGUGUAUGAAGGGCAAUGGGAAGGGGAUUUACGGCAUGGUGAAGGCAAAAUGACUCUAAAAGACGAAAUAACUUACUCUGGACAAUGGGAACUAGAUCAACCUUGUGGAAAGGGUGAACUGAAUAUUCCUGCAGCUAAUUAUAAAUAUUCCGGGGAUUGGUUAAAUGGAAAAAAAGAAGGUAGAGGUGUUGAGAGUGCAGAAUAUGGUACAUAUUCAGGUGGAUGGAAAAGUGAUAUGAAACAUGGUCAUGGAGAAGAGAGAACUAUUCUUGGGACAGUUUUCAAUGGCCAAUGGGAACGCGGAAGGAAACACGGCCAGGGAGAUAGAAAGAUUGCUUACGGUCUAGUUGAAACACAGCAUUGGAAGAGUGGUCAGUUACAAAAUGAUCCUCUGAGAAUGACAGCUGUUGAACUACCGCACUUGUCCCGAGAUGAUCUUUGAGUGUUCUGUAUUAUAUUGCAUUUACUUGUACAUGAUGUGUGGGUAAAGAUUAAUAUUGACUCUGUGUGCAAUUGUGUGUGUGUGAAUUAUUAUUAUUUUGAUAAUAAACUAUUGAAUCUAUUAAUAUAAA
Amphimedon queenslandica is the source of this 3461-nucleotide messenger RNA. Its product is annotated as FYVE, RhoGEF and PH domain-containing protein 1-like. Gene Ontology annotation, molecular function: guanyl-nucleotide exchange factor activity. Gene Ontology annotation, biological process: intracellular signal transduction. Lineage: Eukaryota; Metazoa; Porifera; Demospongiae; Haplosclerida; Niphatidae. Bases 14 to 3331 code for a protein of 1105 amino acids. The transcript is spliced from 24 exons. The record is from RefSeq and is a predicted model, not a curated record.